AAAUAAAAUAUAAUCGAAUAGGAAGCGAAGAAUUGAACGAAAAACAUUCUUUUUCAAGAAAACAAGAGAGUGUCUUGUGUUCUCUUUUUUCGGGUGUUUUUUUUCUUUCCUUUUUCCCUUUUUUUAUAAAUAAAGUUCCAACACAAUCACUCGCGGUUCAUGUAUAUAUAUAAAUAUAAGAGGAUUUACUCCGAGAUGAAUUCCGUCAUUUCAAUCUCCGCGACAGAUACUUCCUGAGCAAAGUUUUAUCAUUUGUUAUCAUUCUUUGGAAAAAUUUUUUUUCCAAUCAAAAUUUUAAAUAUAUUUGAAUUCUUCUUCUGUUUAUUUACUAUUUAAACAUUACUUAACAUUUUUUGUAGAAGCAAAAGAAAAAAUCACCAAUUUUGGUGCCACUAAUGGUACCAAAAAUGCAAUUCAAAAGAAUUAUAAUUAUUUGUUUAUUUCUAAUAUUCACGUCUCAGGUCAAGUGUAAUUCGAGUAAAAAUUUAAAGGAUGCCUGGAAGGGUUUCAGUAUGUCGUGCACGAAUGAGGAUCCACAGAAUGUCUCUGUCUCGUGUCAUGGGGUGAGAAUUGUGCGUCGUAUCGUUCAACAAUUAUUGGAGAAUACCGCGAAAAAACGGAGUAUUGAACUUUUUGAUGGCGUCACAUUGGUGAAUAUUAAUAAUAAUAAUAAUAAUAAUAAUAAUAAUGACGCGAAAUCAUCACGAAGUGCACGUCUUUUGAUGGGACCAAAGUCACUUUUACAGUUUUUCGACGGAAAGGAAUUGAGGAUAAAAUUACCGAAUUUUCUGCCCGGGAAUAUUGAGUCAGCCUUCAGGGCAAGUUUGCCCGCUGCUAAUCAAGCUCGUGGGGGUGGAGGUGGGGGUGGGGGAGGUGGUAAAAAAGGCGAUGGAGGUGUCAUGAUGAUGGCCCUGAUGAUGGGAAAAAUGAUGAUGGCUCUUGGCUUCAGUGCCCUGGGAGCUUUGGCAAUGAAGGCUCUUAUGGUCUCGUCUUUGGCUCUGAUGUUAUCACUGAUAACGGCUGUGAAAAAAUUAUCGACUAAGGAUGACAAAGACGAGCAUCACGUUGUCUAUGCUCAGGAAGUUGCCCAUCAUCGUCGCAGGCGAAAUGAUAAUAACCAUGAAUUGUCACCGUAUCGUGGUUAUCGAAAUUUAAAAUCGAAAUUAUCGUGACGAUAAUUUUUUUCCACUCGUAGCAAAUUUUUUCCUUCUGUUUUUUUUCUUCCUAUUCUUUUAUUCUUCUUCUUUUAUUUUAUUUUCUUGUUUUCCUUUCGAA
Molecule: messenger RNA, 1275 nt
Organism: Leptopilina heterotoma
Lineage: Eukaryota; Metazoa; Arthropoda; Insecta; Hymenoptera; Figitidae
Exons: 3
Coding region: 396-1172 (258 amino acids)
Source: RefSeq, a predicted model, not a curated record